GACGAGGAACAGGCACUCUCCCUUGCGAUUGGGAGGCGCGUGGGAAGGGCCUUUCCGGAUUGGAGGAGCGAAGGGAGGUGGGCGGUGCUGGCGCGGCUGCGCCUGAUCCCGCCAGUCCAGCUGAUCCGCGGGAGGGAGGGAGGCGGAGAUCGGUCUCCCGGCGAUUUCCUAGGAAAGAUUGCUAGUACUUCCACAGCUCUUCAGAUGGACACCGGAGGGGGUGCCCGCAUUGCCUAUGAUGACUAUCCGGUGGUCUUCCUGCCUCCGUAUGAAAGCCCCCCUGCCUGGAUACCUCCCCAUGAGAGAAUUUACCAUUCCGAUUACAACAACGAGCUGACCCAGUUCCUGCCUCGUACCAUUGUUCUGAAAAAGCCACCAGGGGCUCAGCUGGGUUUUAAUAUCCGAGGAGGAAAAGCAUCGCAGCUGGGCAUUUUCAUCUCUAAGGUGAUCCCGGAUUCGGAUGCCCACCGAGCUGGGCUGCAGGAGGGGGACCAGGUCCUCGCGGUUAACGACGUGGACUUCCAGGAUAUCGAGCACAGCAAGAUUACCAGAGGCAGAAGGAGAGAACUGUCCACUAGGAAUCUCUUCCCAGCUCGGCCUUCUUUUUGCAGAGAGGAGGGCAGAAGUGAUGACUAUGGAGCAGAAUUUCCUUUAGGGCAGAGAGCAGCGCCGUGGGCCUGCAAAGGAGGCCUCGUUUAACGUUUGUUUUAAUCCUCUCUCUCCAUGCUGUGAAGUAAGGGACUGAGAGAGAAGGACGUGGCCCGCAACCUGUGCUCUGAUCAGGAAAUGUGUCUAAAUUUACUGGUAAUGCCAAUUCACAAAUGCAUCCCCAGACCUAGAGAGCUGUGAAUCCUUCAGAAGCCUUCUUCCAGAGCGGCUUCCUUUUUACUGCACAAAAGACAAACACUGGGCUCGGGAGCCUUUUAAGUCAUGCCUCUUUUCAGAUACAAGAGGAGGCUGUGGUGGAUUGGGGCACAAUUUAUGGCACACAUCUGCAUUCAGACAUAGUACAAUGCACUGAACUUGUGUGGGUGCAUGUGUCUGGGGAACUUCUCUUUGGAGAAUGCCUUUCUUCCUGGUCUCUGAAGGAUCAGGUGUUUAGCAAUCUGCAUUGUUGCAUGCCCUGGAAUUUGGCUUCAGUAGCAGAAUUAAUGGCCGCAGUGAAUCCUAAUUAAAGUUGGCUUUGAUUUGUAAAGCAAGUUCCUAGUCCUCAUGCCUAAAUAUACUAUUAUCUUUCUCUUUUGUUCCCCUGUCUCCACAUCUGGAUUACUAUCUGUGUUAAAACAAGCUUCCCUCAUCCAACAACCCCUAAGCAAAGUGAUACUCCUACAAUUAUACAGACAUUAAAACGUCUGAUCAGAUUCUGUAGGUGGAAAGGUAUGUGUAUCACACAACCGAAAGGGCACAUUUCUCUGCAUGUCUGGACUGAGAAUGUCUGACAUCUUCCAGUUUUCUCCAACUAGCCUUGCUUUUCUUCUGCAUGGGAAUGCUCUCUUCUUGCUCAUGGGAAUUAGGAACUGUGCAAAGAAACCUAACUGAAACUUUUCCAGAAUGCUGUGGAAACCACGAGUAUUUGCUUCAUGUGCUCUCCCCCACGUGCCAAGCGCAUGGUGCGCCCCGAUCGGCCAUGGCACCCGUCAAUUGAGACAUCCGUGCGUGGUCAUAAUUCUCUUGAGUCCCCUUGAAAACCUGCAUUUCUUUGGAAGGGGUGGCUAAAACCUAUGGACAGGGCAAUACAUUGUUGAGCUGAAACUUACAUAUACUGCAGCUGGAGAUGGGAAGUAAAACCUGUACUUGGGGUUCUGUUUAGCUUAGCCCGAUGUUUUCUCUCACUCUAGCUGUGGCGUUCUCCUUCUCCACUCAAGGCUUCUAAUGUUUUGGGAGAGACAUGGAUGAGCAGCAAUUGUGGACUUUGAGGAGGUAACGGAAGGGGGUAGCAUAGAAACCCAGCCCCUCCACAGGACCUAGUCAGGAAAACCUGCUGCUCCGACUUCGUGAACUUGCAGUGUUGAUCCAUCUGAAUGAGGUGAGGAGGGAAGGGCAGCUAAGAGGAAGGGCCGAGCCAGACUUGGUCUCCCAACCUUUCAGCUCACAAAACACAGCGUGGUCUUGCAGCUGCUGACAAAGCACAUGGAACCUCUGCAGAAUUAUUCCUCUAGCAGGUGCUAUUUUGGGGGUCUCUCCUGUUCACAGUGGAGUGGUCAAUGGAGCAUCUCAUCAGUUUUCUUCCUGCCCUGAUUUUUUUUUCUAUUGCAGUCUUUUUGUGGAAAAGUUUCCGUCUUUAAUAAAAUGAUUCUGUCAUUGUCCA
Messenger RNA from Varanus komodoensis (Komodo dragon), 2308 nucleotides. It is a transcript of the gene PDZD11, whose product is annotated as PDZ domain containing 11. The coding region runs from base 205 to 699 and encodes 164 amino acids. NCBI's taxonomy places the organism in Eukaryota, Metazoa, Chordata, Lepidosauria, Squamata, Varanidae. Gene Ontology annotation, biological process: neurotransmitter secretion; maintenance of epithelial cell apical/basal polarity; protein localization to basolateral plasma membrane. The record is from RefSeq and is a predicted model, not a curated record. The transcript is spliced from 6 exons. Gene Ontology annotation, cellular component: cell-cell junction; synapse; basolateral plasma membrane. Gene Ontology annotation, molecular function: protein binding.